This is a messenger RNA of Hydractinia symbiolongicarpus, 963 nucleotides long. RefSeq lists its product as uncharacterized. Gene Ontology annotation, molecular function: G protein-coupled receptor activity. Gene Ontology annotation, biological process: G protein-coupled receptor signaling pathway. The transcript has a single exon. The record is from RefSeq and is a predicted model, not a curated record. Lineage: Eukaryota; Metazoa; Cnidaria; Hydrozoa; Anthoathecata; Hydractiniidae. Bases 1 to 963 code for a protein of 320 amino acids. Gene Ontology annotation, cellular component: membrane.
AUGGCGAACAACAGUGCUAACAGUUUUUCUACAUGUCAAACAUCUUACGAAUCAAAAGCGAAUUUAAACGAAUUGCAGAGAAACAUCUUGAUCUCCCUCAACAUACCUUUGGCAAUUUGUAAUUUCUUCGCAAACCUUGCCAUCGUGUAUGGUUUAAUAGCAACCAAGCAGUUAAAGAACACAUCCCUGAAAUUAAUAUUUUGCCUCAGUGUAUCAGAUUGUUGUGUGGCCUCCAUUACCCAAACAUGUUUUACGGUGAUGAUAAUGAGAUAUUCUAAUGAAACGCAUUGCAUUUUUGAAACUGUGGCGCAAUUCUUGGCUUUAUUUUUUACGCAUAUUUCCGCCUACAUCAUAGCGCUUAUCGGUCUGGAUCGAUUUGUCCGAAUGAAAUUCCUUAAUCACCAUUCCAGUAUGAUUGCCAAGUCGAAAUUAAUACAUCUUUUAACGCUUGUGAUUGGUGUAGCUUUUAGUCAAGCAAUUCUAUAUGUUUUCGGUACAAAACUUCAUUUUUUUAAAACCGCCAAAAUGGUGUCCGUUGGGAUUGAUAUUUGCUUAGCAGUGUCUAUACUUAUCAUCCAUAUUUUUACGCUCAAGGCUGUGCGACAGAGACGAAAAGAAACAACGCAUAGCCAUUUACUACGUCACGUGGAUAAAACAAUGACUCGCAUCAUAUCGCGUAUGUUUCUAUCCAUCGCAGUGUUUUAUGUGUCGUAUGCGAUUACGUCCGUCUUGCAUGCUACUUUAAAGAAUAAAAUACAGGGAAAUAGAAAACGCUGGCUAGAUUUUUGUCAACUUUUUGGAUAUUUGCUUUCCUAUUGCAACUCUUUUGUAAAUGCUGUUAUAUUUUUGUUAGCAAAUGCCAAAGUUCGGAAAUACUUAGCACGCUUUAAAAUGUGGCAUGCUUUUAAAAAGAAGGAAGCUGAUUGCUUACAUAUCCAAGAGAGUGUAGAAACGUCGAUAUAA